Messenger RNA from Cetraspora pellucida, 174 nucleotides. The record is from the annotation of a GenBank genome assembly. Lineage: Eukaryota; Fungi; Glomeromycota; Glomeromycetes; Diversisporales; Gigasporaceae.
AUGGCUAUAUUUACUUCUGGUGUACUCAUAUCAUGGAUACCAACUUUUGGAUUAAUUAAUAUUAUGGAUACAUAUACGAUACCAAGUUUUGGAUUAACUAAUAUUAGGAUUAGUUUAGAGUUAGAGAAGUUUAUAUUAAGUAUGAGUGCUCAUGAAAAACAUAAACUUUUAUAA